UGCUUGUGGCACAUCAACAAGUGUGUUUUGGCAAAGUGCAAACUCUUUGUUGGCACAGAUGAUUUUGCUGAGUUGGUUAUGAUGAAGUGGGCAGAGGUGGUGGAUGCUGCAACAGUUGAAGAAUUUGAAGUGAAAUGGAUGCAAUUGUUUAAUAUGUGCAAGGCAAAAUACAGCAACUUUACCUCCUAUUGUUCUACUACAUGGUUGGUUCACAAGGAGAAAUUCGCCAAGGCAUGGACAAAUCAUGUGAUGCACUUUGGAACAACAACAAGUAACAGGGCUGAGGGUGCACAUGCCAGUUUGAAGAAGAUGUUACGGGAUUGCAAGGGUGACCUGGCCACUUCAUGGGAUGCGUCGCAUAGUUUGACAUGUAAUCGACAUACUGAAAUAUUAGCAUCGUUUGAGCGCAGUAUUCACAGAAUUGAUCACAUUUUCAUGUUCCCAUUUUACACAAAUAUUAGAGGAUUUGUGUCAAACAAAUGCCUGCAGCUCAUCGACGCUGAACAUAUAAGAAUGAAGUCCUACGGCGGAUGCGAUUGCUUGUUGAGAGAGACUCAUGGACUACCUUGCGGUUUCACCAAAGCUAUGUAG
Messenger RNA from Lotus japonicus, 591 nucleotides. RefSeq lists its product as uncharacterized. The coding region runs from base 79 to 591 and encodes 170 amino acids. The record is from RefSeq and is a predicted model, not a curated record. Lineage: Eukaryota; Viridiplantae; Streptophyta; Magnoliopsida; Fabales; Fabaceae. The transcript has 3 exons.